Messenger RNA from Brassica oleracea var. oleracea, 1239 nucleotides. RefSeq names its product protein FAR1-RELATED SEQUENCE 5-like. NCBI's taxonomy places the organism in Eukaryota, Viridiplantae, Streptophyta, Magnoliopsida, Brassicales, Brassicaceae. The transcript has 2 exons. Bases 1 to 1239 code for a protein of 412 amino acids. The record is from RefSeq and is a predicted model, not a curated record.
AUGGAGACUGAUACCGCUAUGGAGACUGAUAACGCUGCGGACACUAGCACUGCUGCGGAGACAGAUACCGCUGUUCCAACCGCUGAUAAGUUUGUUGAACAGCCACCAGCCAUAAAAUCGACUAAGUAUAUAGAGGAAUGGGGUGAUUGUUUGAGUCUGUGUAAGCAUGACGAAUUCCCAAGUAAGAGUGCUAGCUGUAAACGGGGAUUACGAGCUGCAAAGAUUCCACAGACAUACAUUUUUUCGAUUAGGAGCUACAUGAAUAAGCAUACAUGCUCUCGGACUAGUCAAAGUGACAGCAACGAUAAGCGAAAAGGGUCACCAGAACUAGUGUCAUCCUUUUUGAAUGAGGAAUUCUCGGGAGGCUUGGAAACUCCAAGUCCAAAGGUUAUUAAGGGUAUUGUUAAGUUCAAACAUGGGGUAAUGAUAUCAUACUCGACAGCCUUGCGCGGAAAGAAUUUGGCGGUUUGUGAUCAACAUGGUAAUCCAGAAGAUAGCUACAAGAUGAUGUAUAGCUAUUUGUACAUGUUAAAGCAAGUGAAUCCGGGAACAACAACCGAUGUGAAAUUGGAUGAGGCAGGUAAAUUCAAAUACCUCUUCAUAGCCUUGGGAGUUUGCAUAGAGGUUUUUGCAGUCAUGAGGAAAGUGAUAGUCGUGGAUGCGACAUGGCUGAAGAACGGAUAUGGCGGUGUUCUAGUUUUUGCCAAAGCUCAAGAUCCAAAUCGCCACCAUUAUCCACUAGCGUUGGCAGUACUAGAUGGAGAGAAUCAUGCUAGCUGGACUUGGUUUUUCGAGAUGCUUAAGAGAGCUAUACUAUACUCUUCUGAACUGGUUUUCAUGACUGACAGAAAUCAAAGCCUUGUCUUUGUAGUAGCAAACGUGUAUCCACAGGCUCACCAUGGCCAUUUUUUAUGGCAUUUGAAGGAAAAUGUGAAAGUGCAUGCUUGUAACGUCAACAAAGAUGUAGUUGUGCAUAGAUUCAUGGAAUUGAGUAGAUAUUACACCAUGGCUGACUUCGACCCUGCCUACGAAUCGUUUAAGAGAAGAUAUCCUUCGGUUUGGAAAUAUGUGGUGGAGCAUACUCAAAAACACAAAUGGGCAAGAGUUUUUUUUCCACGUGACAGGUACAACUGGAACACAAGCAACAGUGUAGAAUCAAUGAACAACAUGUUUAGAGAGGCAAGGAGGUGGGCUUUAAUACCAAUGUUGGAAUGUAUCAUCAAGACAUUCUCUGAUUAG